Messenger RNA from Dictyostelium discoideum AX4, 714 nucleotides. RefSeq lists its product as hypothetical. Bases 1 to 714 code for a protein of 237 amino acids. The record is from RefSeq and is a predicted model, not a curated record. Lineage: Eukaryota; Evosea; Eumycetozoa; Dictyosteliales; Dictyosteliaceae. The transcript has 3 exons.
AUGAAGAGUAUUAUAAUUCUAUCAUUUAUUCUUUCAAUAAUUUCAUUUUCAAAUGGUACAAUUGUAAAGUGUACAAGUGCAAGUUGUUCUAGUCUUAAUAAUAACUGUGUAAAUCAUUAUUGUAAUCCUCGUGCUGGAUGUUAUGGAAUUGAUAAAUGUGUACGUAUAGAUGCAUGUCAUAUAGUUUCUUGUGAUUUAAAUAAUGGUAGUUGUAUUAAUACAAAAGCAAAUUGUGACGAUGGUGACCCUUGUACUGAUGAUUUUUGUCAUAAUGGUUACGGUUGUUUUUCUUUACCAAAUAAUAAACACCCAAGUGUAAUCUGUCAAAAGAAUUGUAAUGAUAACAAUCCAUGUACAGAUGAUUUUUGUGAUUUCACUAAUACUUGCCAACAUACAUUAAAAAAUUGUGAAGAUAAUGAUUUCUGUACUAUUGAUUCUUGUGGACCAAAUGGUUGUGUUCAUACAAAUAUUUCUUGUGAUGAUAAUGAUCCAUGUACAUCAGAUUUUUGCUCAAUAAUGUACGGCUGUUACCACGAACAAAUUGAAUGUUCUAUAAAAGUGCCAUGUUCAACUGAUAUUGAAUGUAAUAGAUAUAAUUUAUGUGAAACCUAUACUUGUGAUUUAAUAUCGAAUAUUUGUAAAUAUUCUACAAAAUUUUGUAAUGGUUUCCCUUGUAUAAAUAAUGAAUGUAUGACUGGUGUAAUUUAUAAUUAA